Messenger RNA from Oncorhynchus keta (chum salmon), 6780 nucleotides. RefSeq names its product dynein axonemal heavy chain 6-like. NCBI's taxonomy places the organism in Eukaryota, Metazoa, Chordata, Actinopteri, Salmoniformes, Salmonidae. Gene Ontology annotation, biological process: microtubule-based movement. The record is from RefSeq and is a predicted model, not a curated record. Gene Ontology annotation, cellular component: dynein complex. Gene Ontology annotation, molecular function: minus-end-directed microtubule motor activity; dynein intermediate chain binding; dynein light intermediate chain binding.
AUGCUACUGCCCAGCUCGGGGGACCUGUGGAGUGUGUUCAUGGACUUCAACCACAAGCGUCUGGAGCCGUGGGAGAGGAUCAUCCCCUCCUUUAGGUACAACAAGGAACUGCCCUUCUUUGAGAUGCUGGUUCCCACCACCGACACGGUGCGUUAUGGCUACCUGAUGGAGAAGCUGCUGUCUGUAGGACACUCUGUUCUCUUCACCGGCAUCACCGGAGUAGGAAAGUCUGUGGUGGCCCGUGGUCUUCUGAACAGUGUCCAGGAGAAGGAGGCUAUGUUCCCUGUCUAUAUCAACUUCUCAGCCCAGACCACCUCGGCCAGAACACAGGAGAUGAUCGAGUCCAAACUGGAGAAGAAGAGGAAGAACAUUCUGGGUGCUCCUGGUAACAGAAAGAUAGUGAUCUUUGUGGAUGAUCUGAACAUGCCUAAAUUGGACACCUACGGCUCCCAGCCUCCAAUAGAACUGCUCAGACAGUUCCAGGACUUCCACGGCUUCUACGACCGAGAGAAGUUCUUCUGGAAGGAGAUCCAGGACAUGACGAUCGCGGCGGCCUGCGCUCCGCCUGGAGGGGGCCGUAACCCGGUGACCCCUCGUUUCAUCCGCCACUUCAGCAUGUUGUGUCUGCCCACUCCCUCCGAACACAGCCUCAAACAGAUCUUCAAUGCCAUCCUCAGUGGUUUCCUCAGUGAGUUCCCCCAGGCUGUGAGGUCUUCAGCAGGCAGCAUCGUCACUAGACGCAGCAGUGAGAUCUACCACCGCAUGUCUGUGGACCUCCUGCCAGGGUGAGACACACAGCCAACACACACACACACACACACACAGUCCCACUACGUCUUCAACCUCAGGGACCUCUCCAAGUGUGUUCAGGGUAUGUUGCAGUGUGAGCCAGGCACGGUGAGGGAUCAGACUGGGAUAUUCCGUCUGUUCUGUCACGAGUGUCAGAGAGUGUUCCACGACCGCCUCAUCAACAACGAAGACAAAACCUACUUCAACACCAUCGUCUCUGAGAUGGCCAGCAAAUAUUUUGGCUUCAAUUUAGAACCCAAUUACUUUGUGACCAAACCCAUCAUAUUUGGAGAUUUCAUCAAGGUGGGUGCAGAGAAGGCAGAUCGUCUGUAUGAGGACCUAACAGAGCCAGAUAAGAUCAGGGCUGUGCUCCAGGACUACCUGGAUGACUACAACAUGACUUUCUCCAAGGAGACCAAGCUGGUGUUCUUCCAGGACGCUGUAGAACACGUCUCCAGGAUAGCGCGUAUGAUCCGCCAGGAGCGCGGUAACGCCCUAUUGGUGGGCGUGGGGGGCACGGGGAAACAGUCACUGACGCGGCUGGCGGCCCACAUGUGCGGCAUGCGCUGCUUCCAGAUAGAACUGAGCCGAGGAUACAACUACGACAGCUUCCACGAAGACCUGAGACGACUGUUCAAGAUGGCUGGGGUGGAGGGCAAGGACAUGGUGUUCCUCUUUACUGACACACAGAUCGUGGUGGAGGAGUUCCUAGAGGACAUUAACAACAUGUUGAACAGUGGAGAGGUGCCCAACCUGUUUGAGAAGGAUGAUCUGGAGCAGGUCCUGGCUGCCACACGGCCCAGAGCCAAGGAGGCCGGCAUCAACGAGGGAAACCGAGACGAGGUGUUCCAGUUCUUCAUCUCUCGGGUCAGAGAGAAGCUGCACAUUGUGUUGUGUAUGAGUCCUGUAGGAGAUGCCUUCAGGUCCCGCUGUCGUAUGUUCCCCUCUCUGGUCAACUGCUGCACCAUCGACUGGUUUGUACAGAAACUGUUGGAGACCAACGGAUUGGUGGAUAAGAUGAAGGUAGACCUGUCAGCUCUGGAGCCUGUCCUCAAACAAAAGUCUAUAGACGUCAACGCCCUCAUGGGGAAACUAGCCGUGGACCAGGAGAGUGCAGACAAGGUGCGUAAAGUGGUGAAGGAGGAUGAGGCCCUGGCCAAGGUGAAGGCUGAGGACACCCAGGCCAUAGCAGCAGACGCCCAGAGGGAUCUAGACGAGGCUCUGCCCGCUCUGGAAGGUGCCAACAAGGCCCUGGACUCACUGGACAAGGCAGACAUCUCAGAGAUCAGGGUCUUCACCAAACCACCUGACAUGGUUAUGACUGUCAUGGAGGCCGUCUGCAUCCUGCUGGGCAGCAAACCAGACUGGUCCAGUGCCAAGCAGGUGCUGGGUGACUCCUACUUCCUCAGGAAGCUGAUGGAAUAUGACAAGGAAAACAUUAAGCCCCAGAUCCUCCAGAAGCUUCAGAAGUACGUGAACAACCCGGACUUUGUCCCUGAGAAGGUGGAAAAGGUGUCCAAGGCCUGCAAGUCCAUGUGUAUGUGGGUCCGGGCCAUGGACCUCUACUCCAGAGUCCUCAAGGAGGUCGGACCCAAGAAAGAAAGACUGGCAGCCGCACAGACGGAGCUGAACGCUACCAUGGCAACCCUGAAGGAGAAGCAGGCCCAGCUACAGGAAGUACAGAACAAGAUUAAGAUCCUCCAGGACCAGUUUGACCAGAGCAUCGCAGAGAAGGAGGGUCUGGCUAAGACCAUGGCUCUGACCGAGGCGAGGCUGGGCCGUGCAGGGAAGCUGACAGCAGCUCUGGGGGACGAGCAGGUUCGCUGGCAGGAGAGCAUCGAACUGUUUGAACAGGAGAUCCAUAACGUGGUGGGAAACGUCUUCAUCGCUGCAGCCUGUGUGGCGUACUACGGAGCCUUCACAAUGCACUAUAGACAACUGCUGAUAGACCAGUGGAUUGUGCGAUGUCAGGAGUUGGGCAUCCCCAUCAGUGCCAGCUUCAGCCUCAUCAACAUCCUGGGCGACCCUGAGAUCCGCCUGUGGAACGCCGAGGGGUUGCCCCGGGACCCCACUGAGAAUGGAAUCCUGGUUACCCGUGGACGCCGCUGGCCACUCAUGAUCGACCCUCAGGAUCAGGCCAACCGCUGGAUCCGUUCCAAGGAGACCAAGAACGGUCUGAAGGUGAUCAAGCUGACCGACUCUGGUUUCCUGCGAACCCUGGAGAACGCCAUCCGCAUGGGCAUGCCCGUACUGCUGGAGGAGCUGAAGGAGACUGUGGACCCGGCUCUGGAGCCCAUCCUGCUGAAGCAGACGUUUGUGGCGGGCGGCCACCUCAUCCGCCUCGGAGACUCCGACAUUGACUACAACAAGAAAUUCAGGUUCUACAUGACCACCAAGAUGGCCAACCCACACUACCUGCCUGAGGUGUGUAUCAAAGUGACCAUCAUCAACUUCACUGUGACCAAGUCUGGUCUGGAGGACCAGCUUCUCAGUGACGUGGUUCGUCUGGAGCGUCCUGACCUGGAGGAACAGAGGAACCAGCUGAUUGUGAGGAUUAACGCCGACCGCAACCAGCUGAAGGCCAUCGAGGACCGCAUCCUCAAACUGCUCUUCAACUCCAAGGGAAACAUCCUGGACAAUGAGGAGCUGGUGCAGACCCUGCAGGAGUCAAAGGUGACGUCAGAGGCCAUUAAGCAUCGUUUGGAGGAGGCCGAGGCGACAGAGCUGAUGAUCAACGCAGCCAGGGAGCGCUACCGGCCCGUGGCCACACGAGGCUCCGUCAUGUACUUUGUCAUCGCCAGCCUCUCUGAGAUAGACCCCAUGUACCAGUUCUCCCUCAAGUACUUCAAGCAGCUCUUUAACUCCACCAUAGAGAUAUCAGAGAAGAGCAGUGUUCUGGAAGAGCGCCUGCAGAUCCUCCUGGACCAGACCCUGCUCACCAGCUACACCAACAUAUCCCGUGGCCUGUUUGAGCAGCACAAGACCAUCUACAGCUUCAUGCUUUGUGUGGACAUCAUGCGUCAGCAUGGCGAGGUCACUGACGCAGAGUGGCAGCACUUCCUGCGAGGAGCGCCCCCCCUUGACAAGGAUCAUCCAGAGAGGCCUGAGGUGCCAUGGCUGUCAGAGUUUACCUGGCAGACAUGCUGUGAGCUGGAGGACACUCUGCCCUGCUUCAACGGCAUCAAGGGAGAGAUCACCGCCACACCCAUCUCUAUAAAACUAGGUCGUCUGGAAGUGUGUUUCAACCCAGAGAACUGGCAGGGCUACGUGUCUGACUCCCAGCUGCCUCCCUACUCAGAGGAGAUGUCUGAAGAAGAGAAGGAAAAGGCAAACGGGGUCAGGGGUCACUGGGAUCAGAGACUGGGGGCCUUCCAGAAACUGGUGCUCAUCAAGAGCUUCAUGGAGGAGAAGGUGGUGUUUGCGGUGACAGAGUUUGUGAUCGUGAGCCUGGGGAAACAGUUUGUAGAGAACCCUCCUGUUGACCUGGCCACUCUCUACGGUGACAUGUCUCCCUCCACCCUGGUCUUCAUCCUCAGUACCGGAUCAGACCCCAUGGGAGCCUUCCAACGCUUCGCCAAGGAGAGGGAUACCUGGACAGGUGAGGGGGUGAGGUCUAUCUCUCUCGGUCAGGGUCAGGGUCCUAUAGCUGAGAAGAUGAUUCUGGAAGCUCUGAAGAGCGGUAACUGGAUCUUCCUCCAGAACUGUCACCUGGCUGUGUCCUGGAUGUUAGCCAUGGAGGAACUUAUCAAGACCUUCACUGAGCCGGACACGGUGAUCCAUGAGAACUUCAGGUUGUUCCUGAGCUCCAUGCCCACCAAGGUGUUCCCUGUCACCGUCCUCCAGAACUCUGUCAAGGUGACCAACGAGCCUCCUAAGGGUCUACGUGCCAACGUGCGCCGGGCGUUCACUGAGAUCACCAACAACUUCUUUGAGGAGCACAUCCUGGGACGCCAGUGGAGGAAGAUCAUCUUUGGAGUCUGCUUCUUCCACGCCAUCAUACAGGAGAGGAAGAAGUUUGGUCCUCUGGGUUGGAACAUCCGUUAUGAGUUCAACGACAGCGACAGAGAGUGUGCCCUGCUCAACCAGAACCUCUACUGUCAGACUGGUCACAUACCCUGGGAUGCUCUCAUCUACAUCACUGGGGAGAUAACCUACGGAGGCAGGGUGACUGAUGCCUGGGACCAGCGCUGUCUCCGCACCAUCCUCAAACGCUUCUUCCCUGUCACCCUGGACCCAGGGUACACCUUCUCCACCUCAGGUGUCUACUUUGCCCCCGAGGCAGACAGACUGAGUGACUAUAACAGGUACAUAGAGAACCUUCCUCUCAUAGACGACCCUGAGAUCUUUGGUAUGCACGAGAACGCCAACCUCGCCUUCCAGCGUCUGGAGACUAUGACCCUGAUCAACACCAUCCUGGAGGUACAGCCUCGCUCGUCAGCCCGCGGCGGGGGCAAGAGCAACGACGAGAUCGUCCACGAGCUGGCCGACUCCAUCCUCGCCAAGAUCCCGGAGUGUCUGGAUAUGGAUGAGGCAGCAGAGGCUCUGUUUAUUCGUGACGCCAACGGACGCCUCAACUCCCUCACCACCGUCCUCGGACAGGAAGUAGACCGCUUUAACAACCUGCUGCGGGUCCUCAGGGUGUCUCUGUGUACCCUCCAGAAGGCUAUAGCAGGGCUGGUGGUGAUGUCAGAGGAGAUGGAGAGGAUCUACACCAGUUUCCUCAACAACCAGGUUCCAAACCACUGGAGCACCUCAGCUUACCCCUCCCUCAAACCCCUGGCCAGCUGGGUUAAAGACCUGGCCCUCAGGACCUGUCUUCAUCGAGGCUUCCUCACUGGGGCGCUACAGAACCACGCCAGGACCUAUAACCUCCCCAUCGACGAGCUCAACUUCCGUUUUAACGUGUUGCCGGUCUACCUAGACCAGGGGGCCGUGAGCGAGGCGCUGAAGACCCUACCGGCCGGGGGCGAGCUGGACAUGGACUCUGAGCUACCCACCAUCAACGACGGCGUGCUGGUGCACGGGAUGUUCAUGGACGCCAGUCGCUGGGACGACGUCGACAUGGUGAUCGAGGAUGCGUUGCCGCGGGUGAUGAACGCCAUGCUUCCCGUGGUGCACUUCGAACCCCAGCAGAACUAUGACCCUGAUCCGUCUCUCUACCAGGCUCCGCUGUACAAGACCUCAGCUCGGGCUGGGACUUUGUCGACUACAGGCCACUCUACUAACUUUGUGGUGACGGUGAUGCUGCCGUCCAGCCUGCCUAGUGACUACUGGAUCACCAAGGCCUCAGCCCUGCUCUGUCAGCUCAAUGAGUAGUCACACACACACACACACACACACACACACACACACACACACACACACACACACACACACACACACACACAGCUGUACUUCUGCACCUUCAUUACCAGCAGCAGUGAUGAAGCCCAUUCUCUAUGGACUCUUGAUUUCUGGAAACCAGUGACUGUUUCUCACGUCUAUAUUGAGAAGUAUUCUACUGUGUACUCUCUCUCCCUGCUCAUCAGUUGAGAAGUAUUCUACUGUGUACUCUCUCUCCCUGCUCAUCAGUUGAGAAGUAUUCUACUGUGUACUCUCUCUCCCUGCUAAUCAGUUGAGAAGUAUUCUACUGUGUACUCUCUCUCCCUGCUCAUCAGUUGAGAAGUAUUCUACUGUGUACUCUCUCUCCCUGCUCAUCAGUUGAGAAGUAUUCUACUGUGUACUCUCUCUCCCUGCUAAUCAGUUGAGAAGUAUUCUACUGUGUACUCUCUCCCUGCUAAUCAGUUGAGAAGUAUUCUACUGUGUACUCUCUCUCCCUGCUCAUCAGUUGAGAAGUAUUCUACUGUGUACUCUCUCUCCCUGCUCAUCAGUUGAGAAGUAUUCUACUGUGUACUCUCUCUCCCUGCUCAUCAGUUGUAUUUGCACGGGGGCCCAAAAUGGCAUUUUUCUUUUAUUUUCCGAGUUGCUUUGAUUAAAUACCAUGUAGCAGUG